This is a messenger RNA of Cyprinus carpio (common carp), 2245 nucleotides long. Its product is annotated as mannose-1-phosphate guanyltransferase alpha-B. Lineage: Eukaryota; Metazoa; Chordata; Actinopteri; Cypriniformes; Cyprinidae. The coding region runs from base 277 to 1545 and encodes 422 amino acids. The transcript is spliced from 12 exons. Gene Ontology annotation, cellular component: cytoplasm. Gene Ontology annotation, molecular function: transferase activity. The record is from RefSeq and is a predicted model, not a curated record. Gene Ontology annotation, biological process: biosynthetic process.
GGGAUUACAGUACACUCACUUCCGCAUUACUGUACUGAAUGGAUUUAAUGAAACUGGUCGAUUAUGCUGAAGUUGAACAAGUUUUAGACGCAGUUCAGCGUUGUCAGAAAAAAACUUGACUAAAGAAGCAGAUUUUUAUUUCGUAAACAAAACUGGUAACCAUUCAUUUUCAUAAACAGAUUUACAUGAAGUAAUUAAAAACUAGACGUGAUAUAAUCAGCGUAAUAAAUCAGUAUUCAGUCGUCUACAAGAGUGAACCGCCUCAUAACUGAAAAAAUGUUAAAAGCGAUUAUCCUAAUUGGGGGCCCUCAAAAAGGUACCAGGUUCCGCCCCCUGUCCUUCGAGGUGCCCAAACCACUGUUCCCUGUGGCAGGAGUUCCCAUGCUGCAGCAUCACAUAGAAGCCUGUGCCCAAGUACCUGAUAUGAAAGAGAUCAUACUAAUAGGUUUUUAUCAGCCCAAUGACGAGCUAAACCGCUUCAUUUCUUCUGCACAGCAAGAGCUUAAAAUCCCAAUUAGGUACCUGCAGGAGUUUGCCGCUCUGGGAACAGGUGGUGGGAUCUAUCACUUUCGUGACCAGAUCCUGUCUGGGGGUCCGGCUGCAUUUUUCCUCAUGAAUGCUGAUGUAUGCUCCGAGUUCCCCUUGCAGGAAAUGCUCCGGUUCCACCGUCAACAUGGAGAGAAUCAUUGUGGAGUCUUACUUGGAACAACAGCCAAUAGAACACAAUCUCUGAACUACGGCUGCAUUGUGGAAAACCAUGAAACAAAUGAGGUGCUCCAUUUUGUGGAGAAACCCAGUACUUUUGUAAGUGACAUUAUCAACUGUGGGAUCUAUUUGUUCACACCAGAUAUUUUUGGCCAUAUUGGGACGGUUUUCCAGAGGAACCAGCAAGAGAGGAUCCAGGAAGAACUCACUAAUGGCAAGCAGAUGCAAGAGGUGAUUCGGCUAGAACAGGACAUCUUUACAACCCUAGCAGGACAGAAAAAACUCUUUGUCUACAAAACACAGCAUUUCUGGAGUCAGAUAAAGUCUGCAGGGUCAGCAAUAUAUGCCAGUCGUUUGUACCUCAAGCAGUAUCAUCAGACACAUCCUGAAAGACUGGCCACAAACCAAGAUGGAACCCCCAAAAUAAUAGGGGAUGUUUAUAUCCACCCUACAGCAAACAUCGAUCCCUCUGCUGUGUUGGGUCCUAAUGUUUCCGUUGGCAAAGGGGUGACAAUUGGAGGAGGCGUAAGAGUGAGGGAGUCCAUUAUUUUACAUGGAGCCAUGUUACAGGAUCACUGUUGUGUGUUGAACAGUAUUGUUGGGUGGGACAGUACAGUGGGGAAAUGGGCAAGAGUCGAAGGAACUCCAAGUGAUCCCAAUCCCAACGACCCAUAUGCCAAGAUUGACAGCGAGACUCUGUUCAGAGAUGGAGGUCUAACCCCAUCCAUCACCAUCCUUGGCUGCAAUGUGAAUAUUCCAUCAGAAGUCAUCAUUCGGAACUCUAUUGUCUUGCCUCAUAAAGAUCUCAACAGGAGCUUCCAAAACCAGAUUAUCUUAUAGAAGCCACUUUCCUCUACUGUCUUUCUGAAUAAACACUGUACAUUGGGUCAUGUAGAAAGUAUAUAGCCUAAAGAUUGUUUAAGAAGUAUUGUUUAUUGUUUAUCAUUAUUUAAUGUUUAUGUAUUUGGUAGUUACAGUCCAGAGAAAAUAAGUCCACUUGUCUGGUCAAUUUGUAUUGCAGUAAUAUAGCGUGAAUAAUAUGGUUUAAUGGGGUUCAAUUUUCCUGAUAAUUUUAGGACUGGGAAUUUUGUAUUUAAUAUCUCAUUCUAAGGUGAUACACCGGCCUUAUACACAUACAGUAGUAGACAACACUAGCUUUGACUUGUAUUUUAGUUUUAUUCCUUAAUUACAAAUCACACAUACCUGUAUUGCCUUAUCAGUAAAAUUAAGAGUGAGAAAUGUUUUAGAAACUGACAGAUUUGAAGCCAGAUAUUUUUUGGCAGGAAUGGAAAAGAUGGUGAUAAGUUUAGUUUUUUUUUAACAAAAAAAAUAAAAAUAAAAUAAAAUUAAAAAUGUUUAACGAUUUUAUUCCUGUUUAUUCCUUUUCUCUGUUGCAACCAUGUAUUAAACUCAUCUACCAACAGAAAAAUAGAAACAUCAGAACAUGUGGAGUUUUAUUAUGACAAAUUGACGAGUGCCCUGUGAGCACAAAUUGAGCCUAAUGUGUUUGUAUUUUAAUUAAAAGAUUAGAAAAAUUGAA